Molecule: messenger RNA, 4221 nt
Organism: Lates calcarifer (barramundi perch)
Lineage: Eukaryota; Metazoa; Chordata; Actinopteri; Centropomidae
Exons: 4
Coding region: 209-2908 (899 amino acids)
Biological process (GO): protein ubiquitination
Molecular function (GO): ubiquitin-protein transferase activity; zinc ion binding; protein binding
Source: RefSeq, a predicted model, not a curated record
CACAUGACUCGCCUCAAACCAGGAAACAGUUUGUUCCUCGUCUUCUCUAAAGAGACACAGGCUGAAAAACAUUCGAUCAGAUUCACCUUCAGACCAAACUAACAGCUUCCUCUGAGUGAGUCCAGCUACAGGAGAGAAAAGAGGAAAACUACAACACUGCUGCUUCAACCUGCUGACUCUCCACACACUGAAGCUUCACUCAGACUAAAUGGCUUCCAGAUCAGAGGAGGAUCUCUGCUGUCCGGUCUGUCAGGAGGUCUUUAGAGAUCCUGUUGUUCUGUCAUGUAGCCACAGCUUCUGUAAAGACUGUCUGAAGAGAUGGUGGAGAGAGAAACAAACACAAGACUGUCCAGUUUGUAAGAGAAGAUCUUCAAAGGAUGAUCCACCCUGUAACCUGGUGUUAAAGAACCUGUGUGAGUCCUUCUUACUGGAGAGAGAUCAGAGAUCUUCAGAGGAUCUCUGCAGUCUGCACUCUGAGAAACUCAAACUCUUCUGUCUGGACCAUCAGCAGCCAGUGUGUGUCGUCUGUCUACAUUCAGUAACACACAAAAACCACAGCUUCAGUCCCAUCGAUGAAGCUGCAGAACAACACAAGAAGGAACUUCAGGAAACUCUGGAGUCCUUAAAGGAGAAGUUAAAGAGUUUAGAAAAAGUUAAAGUGAAGUUUGAUCAAACAGCAGAACACAUUAAGGUCCAGGCCCGACACACAGAGAGGCAGAUUAAGGAGCAGUUUAAGAAGCUUCACCAGUUUCUAGAAGAGGAAGAGGAGGCCAGGAUGGCUGCACUGAGGGAGGAAGAGGAGCAGAAGAGUCAGAUGAUGAAGGAGAAGAUGGAGGCUCUGAGCAGAGAGAUAGCAGCUCUUUCACACACAGUCAGAGCCACAGAGGACGAGCUGAGAGCUGAAGACGUCUCAUUCCUCAACAACUACAAGGCUGCAGUGGAAAGAGUCCAGCAGCGCCCCCUGCUGGAGGAUCACCAGCUGCUCUCAGGAGCUCUGAUAGACCAGGCCAAACACCUGGGCAACCUGACCUUCAACAUCUGGAACAAGAUGAAGGACAUGGUCUCCUACAGUCCUGUGGUUCUGGACCCAAACACUGCUCAUCCAAGACUCAUCCUGUCUGAAGAUCUGACCAGAGUGAGACUAGGAGAGGAACAGCAGCUUCCUGACAAUCCAGAGAGAUUUGAUUAUUGCUGGUCUGUCCUGGGCUCUGAGGGUUUUAACUCAGGGACUCACAGCUGGGAUGUCGAGGUUGGAGACAAUACAGACUGGGAAGUGGGUGUGUUAGCAGAGUCUGUCCAGAGGAAGGGAGACAUAUGGUCUGGAUUAUGGGGAAUAUGGUUCUGUGGAGGUGAAUACUCAGCAGUGUCACCACCAGCUUCAGAAACUGUUCUCUCAGAGCAGAAGAAUCUCCAGAGGAUCAGAGUGAAUCUGGACUGGAACAGAGGAAAGUUGUCGUUCUCUGAUCCUGAUACUAACACACACAUACACACCUUCAGACACACUUUCACUGAGAAGCUGUUUCCAUACAUUAACACUGUGGAUAAUCUCCCAGUGAGGAUGUUACCACUGAAGGUCUCUGUGACAGUGGAACAGAUCAGGAGAGAGAAACAAACACAAGAGUGUCCAGUUUGUAAGAGAAGAUCUUCAAGAGAAGAUCCACCUGUUAGUCUGGUGUUAAAGAACCUGUGUGAGUCCUUCUUACUGGAGAGAGAUCAGAGAUCUUCAGAGGCUCUCUGCAGUCUGCACUCUGAGAAACUCAAACUCUUCUGUCUGGACCAUCAGCAGCCAGUGUGUGUCGUCUGUCUACAUUCAGUAACACACAAAAACCACAGCUUCAGUCCCAUCGAUGAAGCUGCACAACAACACAAGAAGGAACUUCAGGAAACUCUGGAGUCCUUAAAGAAGAAGUUAGAGAGUUUAGAAAAAGUUAAAGUGAAGUUUGAUCAAACAGCAGAUCACAUUAAGGUCCAGGCCCGACACACAGAGAGGCAGAUUAAGGAGCAGUUUAAGAAGCUUCACCAGUUUCUAGAAGAGGAAGAGGAGGCCAGGAUGGCUGCACUGAGGGAGGAAGAGGAGCAGAAGAGUCAGAUGAUGAAGGAGAAGAUGGAGGCUCUGAGCAGAGAGAUAGCAGCUCUUUCACACACAGUCAGAGCCACAGAGGACGAGCUGAGAGCUGAAGACGUCUCAUUCCUCAACAACUACAAGGCUGCAGUGGAAAGAGUCCAGCAGCGCCCCCUGCUGGAGGAUCACCAGCUGCUCUCAGGAGCUCUGAUAGACCAGGCCAAACACCUGGGCAACCUGACCUUCAACAUCUGGAACAAGAUGAAGGACAUGGUCUCCUACAGUCCUGUGGUUCUGGACCCAAACACUGCUCAUCCAAGACUCAUCCUGUCUGAAGAUCUGACCAGUGUGAGACAUGGAGAGGAACAGCAGCUUCCUGACAAUCCAGAGAGAUUUGAUUAUUACUGGUCUGUCCUGGGCUCUGAGGGUUUUAACUCAGGGACUCACAGCUGGGAUGUCGAGGUUGGAGACAAUACAAACUGGGAAGUGGGUGUGAUAGCAGAGUCUGUCCAGAGGAAGAGAAACAUACGGUCUGGAUUAUGGGGAAUAUGGUUCUAUGGAGGUGAAUACUCAGCACUGUCACCAUCAGCUCCAUCCACUGUUCUCUCACUGCAGAAGAAGCUCCAGAGGAUCAGAGUGAAUCUGGACUGGAACAGAGGAAAGUUGUCGUUCUCUGAUCCUGAUACUAACACACACAUACACACCUUCACACACACUUUCACUGAGAAGAUGUUUCCAUUCAUUAACACUGUGGAUAAUCUCCCAGUGAAGAUGUUACCACCGAAGGUCUCUGUGACAGUGGAACAGAUCAGUGAUAAAUCAGAGAUAAACAGUCUUGUGGAGUAACACAAGUGUAACUGUAUUUAUUUACUUUUACAUUUACAUUCUUAAAGUAACACCUUUAGGUAAUCUAUUGAUUUUAAUUCUACAUUAUUCACUCUGAAAUUUGAGAAAGUAGUUGUGGUUUAGUUGCUGACAUUUGCUACUUAGUUAGCUACCAACUUAGCUGAAUUGCUAGCCAAUCCCAAAUCAGCCUGUUAGCAUAUUAGCCAGGUCUAACUAAGAAACAAACCACUGAAUGGAGAACAGCCAAUUUACAACAACUAUAUUUUCAGCUCAAAAUUUCUGUCCAUUAGCUUAUACCUACCUAAACGUGUGAACUAGGCCUACAGCGUUUUGGAAUGUGGGCUGACUUCCUCUCUCUGUGAAGCUCUGCAGAUUUACAUUAUUGUUCUUUCCUCCAUUUCAUCCUGUGGGAAAACAGAUGAGGUAAAAACGGCUUUUUCUGGUGCUGUUUUUAUUCCAAAAGAUUUAGUUGCAAGACAACGAAGUGAAAACAAAAUGUUCCAUGAAACUGUGAAUUCACAGUUUUAUUAUCUUCCUCUCUGAUUUUUCACUCUAGAAUAAUGCUGUGGAAAAUAAAAGGUAAAGGAAAAAUCGGGUCUUAAUCAGACAGAACGUCACCUACUGUCUCAUUAUUCCAGUGGUGUGUUUAUCUUUCUUUUAGUUCUCACUGUGUUUUUUUCUACUUUCAUGUCUGUGCGUUACCUUCAGAGCUGGAGUCAGGACGUAGUUAGCCUAGCUUAGCAUAAAGACUGAAAGCAGAGGGAAACUGCUAGCCCGGCUCUGCUGAAAGUUAAAAAACAAGACCCACCAACCUCUCCAAAGCUCACUAAUUUAACAUGUUAUAUCUCAUUGGUUUAAUUCCUACAAACAUGUAAUAAUGACAAUGUGUGGUCUGAAGAGGAGUGUGUUGUGUAAAGAAAGUUCAGCACUCACCUUCCCUUAAAAAGAACUGUCUGAAUCUGUUUAAUGACACCAAGCCAUACUGCAGAAAUAUUAUUAUUAUUAUUUUAUUAUGGUGAUGAUUAUUAGCAGUAUAGUAUAGUAGGAACAGUAACAGUAGCAGUAAGGAAAUGGCACCAUGUAAUUAGACUCAGUUAUGUAAUAGACCUGUGUAACUGGUCUAAAUAAAGAUUGACGGAGUGCACUUGAGUAAAAAUGAAUAAGAUAUAUAUAUACAUUUAUAAUGUAAUAUAUUCCUGGUAUGAUAACUGAGAAUGAGUAUUUAAAUAUUGAUAGUCUUUAUAUAAAUGCUGUAUUUCCGGAUGCUGAUGUUGAUUUAAUAUUUCUAGCUGAAAUAAAAACGUCAUUUUUAA